AUGAAACGCCUCCAGAAAUGCUGUUGUUGUGCUUCGACCCGCACCGGGACACUGAUCACGGCCACCCUCGGGAUCAUACUGUCAAUCGCAACCAUUAUCUUAAUCUGGGCGGUCAAACAACACAGAAUCGCAUUCAGCACAUUCAUAUUUGAUGAAGAGUUUGAUAGGACACUCACAAGGAACAAUGUUCCGAGGAUAGUAUUAACAGUAAAUCUAUGCUUUACGAUACUGAUAUGCACCUUGCUUAUCGUAGCUGUUCAAAAACGGCGGUCAUGGCUGAUGCUACCGUGGGUAGUGCUGGGCAUAGUGCUCGCCGUUGGGUUACUGAUCAGCGUGUUACACACAUCUAUUACGUACUACCUCGAUAAGGAUGACUACGUAAUCCUUGCUACUAUCAUUCUCAUCGGCGGACUUCUCUACUUGUGUCUAUACCUGUACCUGUGGGCAGUGGUGUUCAGUCACUACCUGGACACACGUGAUGAAGAAGAACGUGGCCGGUACCGCAAAGCUCCCUACCGACGAUAG
This is a messenger RNA of Arctia plantaginis, 525 nucleotides long. The record is from the annotation of a GenBank genome assembly. Lineage: Eukaryota; Metazoa; Arthropoda; Insecta; Lepidoptera; Erebidae.